AUGUCAUCGGCAGUGGUAACUUUCAAGCCACUCUCCGGUGCUGGGGCAUCCUCGGAAGACUCUGCACGGGAUCGAGAGUUGAAAGAGAGCGGAACUGGAGAAAAACAGAAAUUAGGACACAGAAGAAUAGAUGAGCAGGGAGAAGUCAGUUACAAAAAAGUUCCAACAAAUGCUUUAAUGAGCGCUAUCCAACUAGGAAUUGCUAAUUCAAUAGGCAGUUUAGCUUCAUUGCCUAAUAGAGAUCUUUUGCUACAAGAUUUUCAAAAAAUCGAAACUGUUACUUUUCCUGCACAAGGCUCCACUGUUACACCUUCUCAUUCAUUCGGAGAUUUUCGCUUCAAAACCUAUGCUCCUAUAGCUUUCAGAUAUUUCCGAGAAUUAUUCCAUAUUAAACCUGCAGAUUUUUUGCGUUCUAUAUGUACGGAGCCUUUACGAGAAUUAUCGAAUGCUGGAGCUUCCGGUUCUAUAUUCUAUGUCUCUCAGGAUGAUCAGUUCAUUAUCAAGACAGUACAGCAUAAAGAGGCAGAGUUUUUACAAAAACUACUCCCCGGUUAUUAUAUGAAUCUCAACCAGAACCCCCGCACACUACUUCCUAAAUUUUUUGGAUUGUUUUGUUAUCAGAGUUUGGGAAAAAAUAUCAGACUUCUUGUAAUGAACAAUUUGCUGCCUCAAGCACUUGUUAUGCAUGAAAAGUAUGAUUUGAAAGGGUCCACAUAUAAACGAGCAGCUUCCAAAAAUGAAAGAGCUAAGACCUAUCCAACAUUAAAAGACCUCGAUUUUUUGGAAAAUCAUAAAGAUGGACUGUUUGUUGAUCCAGUUGCACUUGAUGCUUUAAUGAAAACGAUUAGCAGAGAUUGCCUGGUUUUGGAAUCAUUCAAAAUCAUGGACUACUCUUUAUUAGUUGGUAUUCAUAAUAUGGAACAAGCUGCAAGUUCUCGACAACAACGUUUGGAAAGUGAGGGAGAUGAUGAAUUGGGAGCAGGUGAUGACCAGCCAAGUACAAGUAGAGACAACGAUAAGAAGGCACUCCCGAAUAAGUUCUCUGUAUGGGACAGUGAUGAGGGCACAAUUCCCCACGGUGGAGUUCCUGCAAGAAAUGAAAACGGCGAUCGAAUUAUAUUAUACUUAGGUAUAAUUGAUAUUCUUCAAAACUAUCGUCUUUUGAAGAAAAUGGAGCAUACAUGGAAGGCUAUUUUACACGAUGGGGAUUCUAUAUCUGUACAUAACCCGAGUUUUUAUGCUCAGAGAUUUUUAUCUUUUAUGUCUGAUCACAUUUUCAAGAAAGGAACAGCUGAUCGAAAGGCAAAUGCGAAAUUCCGAACCCUCGUCCACUCAUACCUCGCAUUGAAAUCGUCACCUUCUCGUCGCAGAACUCGAAAAAGUGUUGGGGACGAAGAAGCUCCAAUUUCCAGUCGCGAUGUCAAUCCGAUAAUGCCUCAAAAUAGUGUUGCUAGAGUGCCGCUACGACGUUCUUACCGUGCAGACACUAUCACAGGAGAAAAGAAAGAGAAAAAGACUGAGCGUUUGUUUGCAAGUUCCAAACCAGAAGAACGUGAACCUUUCCAAGAGGAGGAAGAGAUAACUCGUCUAUGA
Molecule: messenger RNA, 1593 nt
Organism: Auanema sp. JU1783
Lineage: Eukaryota; Metazoa; Nematoda; Chromadorea; Rhabditida; Rhabditidae
Source: the annotation of a GenBank genome assembly